Molecule: messenger RNA, 1443 nt
Organism: Papilio xuthus (Asian swallowtail)
Lineage: Eukaryota; Metazoa; Arthropoda; Insecta; Lepidoptera; Papilionidae
Exons: 3
Coding region: 130-1008 (292 amino acids)
Biological process (GO): regulation of transcription by RNA polymerase II
Cellular component (GO): nucleus; transcription regulator complex
Molecular function (GO): DNA binding
Source: RefSeq, a predicted model, not a curated record
UAUUUAAUUAAUGUUAACGAAGAUUUUAGCAAUAUCAAUGGGGACUGCGUCCUUGUCGUUUUAAUAUUUUUACGAUCUGGUUACUGCGACUUAGCGACGCGGCGCGCACUUGGAUGCGUCUGGUACGCAAUGCAGCCGCGCGCGACUGUCGCAGUGGGCGGGCAUCGGGCAACAGGCACAGCAAGUCGCAGCGCGCCUGCCCACUACGACACGACUCACCAGUCGCGUCGCGUCGCCGCAGCUGAGUGCCCGUUGCGUUUUUUCCGUCGCACAAACAUGGCCGAUCCCGAUGUUAUAUCUAACUUCAAUCCUUUAACACUUAUAGAGGAGGUUAAAAAGCGACCAGGAUUAUAUGAACCGGACCAUCCCAGAGAUCGUCUGGAAAGACUAAAGCUAUGGAAAGAAGUCGGGGCUGCUUUAUUUCCUAAUUGGAGUACUUUCAACAAAGCGACAAUGUAUCAUGCAGUCCUACAGAUCCAGAGAAAAUGGCGAUCACUUCGGGACGCGUACAACAGAGAGCUAAGAUCACGUCGCUCCGGUGUCAGGGUGCAUAGACGUGUUUACAUAUAUUUCAAGAAGAUGACAUUCCUCGGUGGAUUUGAAGGCUCUGUGAGUGAGGAUGACAAUACAACAAGCGAAACCCCAACAGAAAGCGAUCCGUUCCAUGAGACAUUUAGUCCUUUAAGUCGAGAGUCAAGAAAGAAGAAGAAGAAAGCACCAAUCUCCAAUUCGGAUGAAAGUCAGCCACCGGAAGAGUUUGAAAUGCCUGUCUUCAACAACGUAGAAAUACCCAACGACGUGGAGUCAGAUGCUGACAAAUUAUUCCUUCUAUCAUUCGUGCCCGAAAUGAGACAACUGCCUUCUAAUAUCAAAAUGUGGACACGUGCUCAGAUCGCUAACAUAAUGCAGGAAGCUGUCUCCUGUCAUUAUAGUAACCUAACACCUGGAACUUCGACGGAGCGAAAUGUGACAGAUGUCAAACCACAAAGAAGUGACAGCAUUGAAUGAUUAUUGUUGACCGUUAGUUCGUUCAACUAACCUUUGUAAAUGGAAUGGGUAUAAGACGUGCUAAUAUGUGCCUAUUCGCUGUUUGCCAUUUUGGCGUUGAUUGUAGCGGUGGUGUGGAUUAGAACUUAAAAACAAAAGCUGUAAUUUGCAAGCAAUCGCCUAUCCAUUUUUAGAGGUUUACUCUCUCGAAAUACUUUUAACAAAGAUGAUAGUAAUUAAUAUAAGUAUUUUGACAAGUAAUAAAAUACGGUUUUCGUAAGAAAAUGUUACGAAUAUAUAAAUAUAUCUUUAUUAACACGUUAGCUGUCAUGUCGUACUAUGUGUCCUACAAGCCAUACUUCCAUUCAACACCUCGCUGUGGCUUUUAAUCGAAUUGUUGUAUACAGCGUGACAAGCAAGGGCCCAUUCAAAUGGUUUUGGACAAAAAUAAAAAAA